This is a messenger RNA of Pectinophora gossypiella (pink bollworm), 1074 nucleotides long. RefSeq names its product 39S ribosomal protein L28, mitochondrial (gene mRpL28). NCBI's taxonomy places the organism in Eukaryota, Metazoa, Arthropoda, Insecta, Lepidoptera, Gelechiidae. The transcript is spliced from 5 exons. Gene Ontology annotation, cellular component: mitochondrial large ribosomal subunit. Gene Ontology annotation, molecular function: structural constituent of ribosome. The record is from RefSeq and is a predicted model, not a curated record. Bases 137 to 985 code for a protein of 282 amino acids.
AAAAAACAACUGUCACUGUCAUAGAUCUGGAACCCGUAUCGUGCAGUUUUUUUACCAAUAUUUGGCUCUAAAACUGAAAUUAAUUUCAGUAUUUUACGUAAUUUUAAUCACAUGGUGAUAAAAAACAUAUAGUUAAAUGGCAUCUUCCCGUCUCCAGGCAUCUGUGCGCCAGUUAUCCAAAACAUACAAGAAAAAGAGUAGAUUUGAUAUUGGCAUCGCUUCAGAGCUACCUGCAGCCUACAAGAAGUUUUGGCGUGAAUGGAAGGUGCUGAAGCCUGCUGCGGUACACUUUGUCCCGCAAGAAGGCAGAUGGAAGCGGGACGAGCUAACUGGCGUGACUCUGCCCAUCCAAAACGUGCCCAUACCUUUAAAACACCCUGCUGAAAUAAAUGAUGGGAUAUGGGGUGGAGAAGCAGUUGUAAAAGGUUUCCAAAAACGUGACCCAUUGCGACGCAGGGUUCCUCACUACUGGGUUCCUGUGCUCAAGAGGACAGUGGUAAAGUCUGAGGUGCUCAACACCCACCUCUCAGUCACGGUGACCGAUAGGACCAUUCGACUAAUCAAUGAUCACUAUGGGUUUGACCACUACUUGCUCAAGACACCAGCCUGUGACCUUGUGUCCAUGUUGGCCCUCAAGCUGAAGAAACAAAUACUAACCGAGCUGAUGAAUGGCUGCCCAAGGUUGGCCCAUGAUCCUGAAAAACAGAAAAAUAUUUAUGAAGAAUAUAGUACUUAUUUAUCAUCGUAUACUCCGGAAGAGAUUGAAUGGUAUGGCUUGACUUGGAUUGAAGCUUUAUCCAAGGUUGCUAAGCUAAAAGAAGCUGCCAACAAGCCUGUACCUUUGAAAAAUAUUUAUAGGAAAAAUCUUGUGGAGAAACUGAGGGCUGCUGGGUUAGAGGAAACAAAAACUUCACCUGAUGAGAUAUCAAAUACCACAUCAUGGCUCUCCAAAAUGAACCCAUUCGGCAAAAAGGAUGAAGCAUGAAGAAUAUUAAAGAGUAAAUAAAUUAAAUUGUUGUGUUAUAGACAAAGAAAAAUGUAAUAUUUGAAGUAGAUAGAUAUGUUUACUGCUUA